AUGAGCAGUACACGCUUUUUCAUCGGCGCUCUGCUCGUACUUCAUGCUGCUGUGGCAUCUCAAUCCGAAAACCACUAUAGGUGCAACGGGCAUGCUGCACUUUCUCGGCGCUUGGUUCGCGAGAUACGGAGAUACAAACCGAUCGUACAAAAGAUCAUCGAUACGGUCGUGCACGGAGCCGAGCAGAAUGUGACGUACGAUGAACUGGCCAGCUUCGUGGACAAAUUUGGCGCUAGGCCAUCCGGCAGCAAAAGUCUGGAAGACUCCAUCGACUACAUGGUGAACAUUCUGCGCCGGCAUAGACUCGACUCUGUACAUACCGAGGGUGCAAGGAUUGAAAAUUGGCGGAGAGGGCACGAAGCAGCGUGGAUUGUGAAGCCCAGGAAGAAGAAAAUGAAUAUUCUUGGAUUGGGAAACAGCGUGGCCACGCCAACAGGGGGGAUCACAGGACCCGUGCUGGUAGUUAAGUCAUUUGAAGAACUUCGCAAAAAUGCAAAGAAGGCAAAAGGCAAAAUCGUCGUGUUUAACCAGGAAUACGUGUCGUACCAUGCUACGGUGAACUACCGCGUGCAUGGGGCUACUGAAGCGGCGAAGGCAGGUGCCGUGGCCGCGCUCGUGCGCUCGGUGACGCCCUUCUCGAUCAACAGCCCACACACGGGUUACAUGGAGUACAGCAGAAAAACCCCAAGGAUACCGACUGCAUCCAUCACGGUCGAGGACGCCGAACUUCUUGCUCGACUGCAAGAUCGAGGGAUACAGCCAGUCAUUAAACUUGUAAUGGGAGCGAAGACGUUGCCGCCUGGGCUUUCUCGGAACACAAUUGCGGAAAUUCGCGGCAGAACCAAACCAAAAGAGGUGGUUUCCGUGUCCGGCCAUCUGGACUCCUGGGACGUGGGUCAGGGUGCCAUGGACGAUGGUGCGGGAGCCUUCAUCUCCUGGAGGGCUCUUGCCGUACUUCGGCGUCUGGGCCUUAGGCCUCGGCGCACCCUACGCUGUAUCCUCUUUACUGGAGAGGAGCAAGGCAUCACAGGUGCAACGGAGUACUUCCAGCGACACUUCGCGCGUGAGCGACACCUCCUUAACGCCGUCAUGGAAUCCGACAGCGGAACGUUCCGCCCGUUGGGCCUUGCCUUCUCUGGUUCUAACAAGCGUGCUCGCUGCAUUGUGGCUGAAGUGCUCCGCCUGUUUGCUUCCAUUAACGCUACACUACUCACACUCGGCGUUUCGGAGCCUGAUCUUUUACCCUGGAUUCAACAAGGCGUUCCGGCCCUGUCCUUGAACGCUGCAGACGAGAGGUACUUCUACUUCCACCACACCGAGGCGGACACCAUGAGCGUGUUGGACCGCCAUGAGCUUGACCUCUGCACGGCCCUGUGGGCGGCUGCUUCGUAUAUUUUUGCUGACCUCUCCAUUCGCCUUCCUCGAUGAAAAAAAUUUCGUAAAGACCUCGUUCGUACAACACUCGAACGUGUUUUGCGCUUAUAAUGAUUGAAGUGGUCAGUUCGCUCAUCUCGUCGAACAAUGCCUUCUGAUACUUCACAUUCUCGAUCUGCUCACCCGCAGAUUCCUAU
Messenger RNA from Rhipicephalus sanguineus (brown dog tick), 1571 nucleotides. RefSeq names its product carboxypeptidase Q-like. The transcript is spliced from 4 exons. Lineage: Eukaryota; Metazoa; Arthropoda; Arachnida; Ixodida; Ixodidae. The record is from RefSeq and is a predicted model, not a curated record. Gene Ontology annotation, molecular function: metallodipeptidase activity. The coding region runs from base 1 to 1428 and encodes 475 amino acids. Gene Ontology annotation, biological process: proteolysis; peptide catabolic process.